AAACACCACUUCACAUUUCAUGCCUAACUAAUAGCAUAGUCCAAGGGAAAUGAAAAUUGAACAAGUAACCAACUAGGUUUACUAUAACACUGCUUUAUAGUACGUGGUUGUGAUGAAUUAAGUCAAGGAGUAUCAUAAUUGCAGCCAACUAACCAAAAGGAUCAUAAAUUCACCAUCUGUACUCCAUCCACAUGCUUUUUUCAUUCCACUAACACAAUGAAUUAAAUAUUCCUCCCCACUAUCUAUCUAUCUAUCUCUAUACCUUAAAUAUUCCUCUAAGCAAACACAUACACUCUCUUCUACCAUUUCAUGUACACAACAAACAAAGCAAAAAUGAAACAGAUAAGCAUCCUUACUUUUCUCACCAUCUUGCUAACAGUUACUACCUCUGUGUCCUCUAGCAGAUCCACAUCAUCAACCAAAUCUUCACCAUCUGCUGACAACAAAAACAAUGAUGGUGGCGGCGUUGGCGGCGGCAAUGACUAUGGUGGCUCUUUUGGAUUUGGACCAGGAGGAGGUUUUAGCAUACCAGGUUUUGAUAACAACAUAGGAGGAUUUGGGGGAGGCUAUGGAGGUGGAUUUGGUGGUCCAAAUGGAGGGCACUCUACAAAUGGUGUAAUUAGGCCAACUGUUGUCUGCAAAGAUAGAGGACCAUGUUUCCAGAAGAAAGUUACCUGUCCAGCAAGGUGUUUUACUUCCUACAGCCGCUCCGGCAAGGGCUAUGGUGGUGGCGGUGGAGGUGGUGGUUGCACUGUUGAUUGCAAAAAGAAAUGCACUGCUUAUUGUUGAGGGAAGGAAGCCCCUAUAUAUUGUGUGUUUGAGUUUAACUUGUGAUCAACUCCAAUACCCUUUUAUUAGAUAAAUAAAAAUAUAAUACUGCUUCUAUAUGGGUUGAUCUGAGUUGGAACUUGCUUUUUAUUAUAUAUAUGGUUUUUGUAAUGUCUAUUAUAUAGUUAUAUUAUAUAGUAUAUUAAAUUAUGGGACAUUCCUGAGGAGAUUCUGAUUC
Molecule: messenger RNA, 1006 nt
Organism: Trifolium pratense (red clover)
Lineage: Eukaryota; Viridiplantae; Streptophyta; Magnoliopsida; Fabales; Fabaceae
Product: glycine-rich cell wall structural protein 2-like
Exons: 1
Coding region: 310-789 (159 amino acids)
Source: RefSeq, a predicted model, not a curated record